Pseudo-nitzschia multistriata is the source of this 4881-nucleotide messenger RNA. Lineage: Eukaryota; Bacillariophyta; Bacillariophyceae; Bacillariales; Bacillariaceae. The record is from the annotation of a GenBank genome assembly.
GUAGCUACUCGUACCACGCGUUCGUCACUAGGUGACGGCAAAAAUAAUAGCACAAUGAGUCGUCUUCCGUGCGGACAAUUGUUGACUGGUUUCUUUAAGAAAUUUCAAUCACCUCGACUUCUUCGUCGUCGCUGCUGUCCAUUAGAUCGAUUGCUGAGUUGUUGUUGGCCGUGAGAUUAUUAUUUGAAUUCGUAUUCGUAUUCGUAUAYGUAUACGUCGCUGGCAUUCCCCGGUCCUCACACAAAGCAUUGCUUGCAUGAAUUGCGUUAUUUAAUCUAUUGUCAGGAUCGUUGUCAUUAUUCAUCCCCAAUGCUUGGUUUUGGUUCAUAAACGGAAACGGCGGCAAAAAUGAAGAUUGCAAUGGCGAUGAUACCGGCAACGGCAACAACGAUGAUGCAUCAACGCCCUCCUCUCCCCCGGCAUUCCCAUCCGUGCGCCUCCGUUUCCGUGCACCGACCGCAGCGACAGGACUCUGCUGCUGCCCAAAAGCGUUGCCAUUCCUCUCGCACUCCUCUUCGCACGGCCGGAUGCUCAGGUGAAUGAUGCGGUUGUUGAAUCUCCCAAGCCCGAGGUUGCUGAGUGAGCGUCCCCCGCUCUUAAACUCCCUCCCUAGAUGAAAUAUUCGCUGGCGCCUCACAGGGGCUUCCUCGGGUCCGAAACAUUCUUCGUCGGCCAGUAUUCGUUUCAAAUCAUUCAAUUUCGUGCUCGCUGUCGAAAUCGACACCUGCAAUCCAUUGGUGUUGUUUCGUUACGUUUCGUUCCACGUGUUCGCCGAAGCAGAGUGUUUCGAUGGAGGAAAAACAAAUCAUUAGAACUUUAUCCAUACCUCAGAAGCAAGACAAGCAAAGAYCAUAUAAUCAACGCACAGAAAAGCCAAACACCACCCACCGCGAAUCGAGCUAACAAACAAGCCUCAGUGACACGUGACGCUACGGUUUACGAACUUGCCUCUUUCGUUGCCGCAUCUGACGUCCUGACAACUGUGAAAGUUACUGGUUCUUCUUGAUUCAUUUCGCACACCAGUUCCAGUUUGAAGCCUGAUCGAUCGAAGAAAUGGGGUCAGAGAGAAUAAGUUUUCGCCAGUCGAAAGGCUUCGUGCGGUAUCGUAUUCAGUGAGAGAGGUGGGGAAGAAGAGGAAACGGAUAGAACCUCGGUUUGGUUGGCAAUGAUCAGUGAUCUUUCGUUCCUUCCGGAUGCGGUAUUCUACGCGAUCCUAGGUAGCAAGGUACGUACUCGCACKAGUAAGUACCAUGCACUUUUACAGUACAGUACUUCUACAUCAUAUGAUAGUAAGCUAGCUACGCACUCAURUGCUGUAAGGUGUCAAGCGAAGCCUGUACAGUGUAUGUAGUACAGUACAACUUGUACCGUACUGUUCGUACGAGCUAAACGAAGGUCCGAUCACGAGGACUUGCGAGGUCGCACGGAAUCCUGGAAAGCAAGCGUCAGUUACCCGUGGUCUACUCUCACAACGAUGAACUCCAACGAGUCGAUUAGUCACUGUACCCGAUACCGUCCAUACCAACUACGGUAAUUAGCCAAUCCCGUUUACAACAUUCAGAGAGAACCUUGAGAUUUUCAUUGAAACCAAUGAAAGAAACUAUUACAGUACUUUGCAACCGCUGUAUUUCCCCUUGGGUUUUCCUCCCGUGAUUCAURAAUUCGUUGACUUUGUACUUAACUACACUACGUAYAGUACGUACUUACUYACUAUCACUGCGAAAAUCAAUAUUGAGAGGAGGACCCUAUCGUAGUACCGUACGCUACGUACAGUAAUAAUUUUUGAUAUUGCGACCGAACGGUACAGAACCAUACCGGUACGUUCUCGUACGUACGAAAGAUCAAGACGAAAACCAAAAACACUCCUGUCGCGCAUGCAAUGCCGCCGGUAUUACGCUUCGCGCCAGGUCGGAAACUUUGGAACUAUGUACUAGUCAGGCUACGAGUUCCCUACGUCUCCAGUACCUCAUCGUUGUCCUUGUACCAGCCAGGGUGGAGGACGGGAACUUUGGAACGCGUUGGUUGACUCGGUGCCACACUUGAGAUACCUCCGCACGAUUGUGGUGCGAUACUCGGAGCAUCACAAACGAAGCACCCGAUAACAUUCUAGAUUUAAUUCCACGAUAUCACGUGAUAAUAUAUCUCCAACAAGUUAAGUUGGUGAAACCCGUCAUCGCUCAAGACCAUGCCGCGAGGAGCUAGAUCGGGAUCGAAGAAAGGCGGCGUAACCAAUGGACCACCGCCGUCCCUCCCCGCCGAAACGUUUCGGGAGCACCGCAAGUUUCUGAUUCGGUCCCUCGACCGCAACGAUGUCGAAAUGUCGGCUUUGAACGAACUGAACAAGACACUUCAUAAAGCCAGAGACGCGGUGUUGCAGUCGUGCGGAGAAUUGGUGCUUCUGGACCUGGGUUCGGGACGCCUGAAAUUGGUCGGCGAGCAACUGCACGAAGAACCAGAACCAGCAGACAGCGGUGCUUCCAAAACAGAGCUAGAGAAAAUCGAUUCGAAGCAGCACGACCUGACCCAAGCGCAAAAACAGAUAUGCGUCGACUUUUUGUUACGAAUGAACCUACGACGAAAGCUCUCGAACCGCCUGGUCCGAAGACUCACUCGUCUGGCCUAUGUCAUGGACGGAAAGGAUCUGUCUCCCCCRGGGCCUCCCAAAUACGGAGAUUUGCGACUCCAGAUAGACCCGAAGGCCUUGCAACUAAAGGCUGAAGAAUGGGGAAAAAAAGAAGAGGCCAAAAAGAGGAUCGAAACUGCUAUCCUUUUAGAUGUCGGGUCCCUCGAUAGAGAGAGCAGUAGCAACAUGACAAAGCAAGUGGAAAGCAUCGCAGAAAAGAAAGAGCCCUAUAAAGACGAAGCUAGUGGGAAAUCUGAAACAGAAGAGACUCGAAAUUCACCGGACGAGACGAAAUCUGGGGGAGCUUCAAAAGAAAUCGAAGCUAUGGAUUGUUCGUCUCCGACAGAAACCGAGAAGCAUCUAGAAAUUGAUUGUAGGAAAGCGCAAGAAGGGUCGGACAUUUCGAAGCAGUAUUACACGUUGCCGGCAUUGGCAAACGAGUACAACGUACUCAAAGAAUACGACACGGCUUACGAUAAACUUUUGAAUCCUUCCGACAAUUCUUUCAAAUACUUAAUUGCGAAUGAGGAACUUUCUGACCCACAGCCCGGUAAGAUUGGAGUUAGCGCGUACUUUUCCAACCCAGAAGACCUCAAAACAGAGUACAAACGAUGGCAAACAAAUAUGUCCCGUCGAAUUCCCCAGCAAUCCUCUAUAGAGGAAUUUGGAUUGAAGAAUCGAGUGUUUCACUUGGAAGAGCGCAGAAAGCGUUGCAUCGAAGCCGCUGCUAUUGACGGAGAAACCACCUGCGAAAGCCCAGUAAAGAAAAUUAAGCUCGAACAAGAGAAAGAUGGAGAGUCAAACAAUCAGACGUCACCGACGAGAAAGGAAGCCAACAAUGACGGAAGUGAGAACAUGGAAAUAGAUGAAGACGAAACAAAGGGUGGAGGAAACAGCGAUAGCGAGGACGAACAAGGAAAACAAGUGGAACGAAUUGAUCCGAUUCUAGAGGCCAUGAAAAACAAGCGGUCUAUAUCAUUUGCUCCUACUCCGUCGUUCCGUGACCAAGAUUUGUCGAGGAUCAGACUAAUUCACAAAGAUUUGUUGCAAUCGUCACAGGUCGCGCUCACAAACAAGCGCUUAAAAGUCGCCUCGGAUGAUUAUAGUAAGGGUAAGUGCGGGAGUUUGUAUAAUACGAAUGAGAUGGAGCCGUUUUUUAUUUUUGAGUUGAUUCAACUACACAUCUGUCAACUGGACAUCUGACACUCGUUUCUGGUMGCCGGCGCGGUUUUUAGCUUGUCAUUUCUCAACCCAGCUUUUCGAAGCUCGGCAAAUGGUCCAACACAAUCUUACCUUUGCAAUUGCAAAAGGGCGACAGGAGAUCGCGAAAGCACACAGUGACUACACGAUCGCCUACACCAAUGCAAAGCAACGCUGGAUCAAAGAGAAGUUUGAAUACGACAUGAAAAAGUCUCAAGCUAUCUUGCCAACGAAAUGGGGAAAUCGACCGAUUGGAACGCAAGUGAUUGGGAAAUACGUUCAGGCUAACUAUUCAAAUCUUCAUCGGGCGACUGUGGGUCAGACCCUUGCCGAUAUUGUAGAUGGAAGCAUUUUGGUUGGCGAGGGCAAGGCCAAUAUUCAACCUUUCCGCGACUUCCAACCUCCACCAGCUCCGGGUAUGAAUGCCCAGACAGGAGAGAACAUGGCACAACGUCAAACACGAGUCGAAAUGGAGUACAGGAAGCAAUACAGCGAUAUCGAUGCCAAACUUCAGAAAAGCGAAGCCGAGAGAGCACGCGCUUGGCGAAAUGUGAUGAAAGCACAGGCGGAAAAUAAUUCCGUUUGUGGUCAACGAGGGUCUAAGGUUACACUCGCCAACUACCGCAACAUUCCAGUGCCGGUCAUGCGUGCUAGCGUACAGCAAAACCGUAAGAGCCAAAUGAUGCAGCAAAGGCAAAGGACUCAGGCUACAGCUCCUGCAAAAGCGCCUGCACCCAUACCCGCGACUAGUAGUUCUACUGUUGACAUGUCCAAGUACUCUGCAGAAAAAGUCAAGCUACGAAAGGCCGCCGAUGGGUCGGUGGCGCCCGUCUCGAAACCGAAAAAGGACAAGGAUGGAUUAUACUUGCGCCCCGCUGGUAGAACGCGGAAAGGAAUGCAGUGGGAUGCGGUCAAUGGUGUGUGGAUUCCCCAGCAACAGCCAAAGUAAUCUUCGAGGGGGCUUUUGUCAAGCUGAAUUGGCGCAGCCAAUGCAACUAGUGCUACGCGGAUUUAGCGAUAAAAAGAGGCGUGGAAUCGAAUCAAAAAUUGAUUUUUCA